Molecule: messenger RNA, 1667 nt
Organism: Dermacentor albipictus
Lineage: Eukaryota; Metazoa; Arthropoda; Arachnida; Ixodida; Ixodidae
Product: snake venom 5'-nucleotidase-like
Biological process (GO): AMP catabolic process
Cellular component (GO): plasma membrane
Molecular function (GO): 5'-nucleotidase activity; metal ion binding; nucleotide binding
Source: RefSeq, a predicted model, not a curated record
AGGUCUAACGUGGCGUUUUUCGCAGACAGCCGAAGCCUGACUGGCGCCGGCGGGGAAUAAGGUUUUUUCUAUAGAGUGUGAACAUGUUGGCGUUGGUGGUGCCACUUCUUUUGUGCGCUUGGUGCCUCGCCGAAGAAUCUGGUUUUACUCUGACCGUGUUGCACACAAAUGAUGUGCACGCGCAUAUUGAAGAAAGCACCAAGUACGGUGCUAUUUGUAGCUACGAAGACAAAGCAAACAAGAGCUGCGUUGGAGGCGUUGCUCGGAUCAAGGCAAAGGUCACAGAAUUGAAGAAACAAUAUCCAGGAGCCUUAUUUAUGAACGCUGGUGACUUCUUCCAAGGAACCGCAUGGUACACUGUGCUGAAGGAAAAAAUUAUAUCGGCCGUCAUGUCGAGAAUGGAUUACGAUUAUGUGUGCCUUGGGAACCACGAGUUCGACGAUGGUCCAGAAGCGCUCGCGCUGUUUCUUGAAGCCAUGAAAAAGGCUAACGUGACAGUCGUAAGCACGAAUACCAACUUUUCGAUGGAGCCGGCUUUACGAAAUAUCAGCCUUCCGAAAUCAGUGACGAUCAAUGUAACCGGCUUAUCUGUGGGCAUUGUCGGUGCAGUACUUCCCGAAACUAGAUUUCUCUCGAAUACUGGUAAAGUGGAGUUUGAAGAUGAAAUUACGAGCAUUAAACGAGAAGCAGAAAACCUCGAGAAGAAAGGUGUGAAAGUGAUUGUGGCAAUAACGCACUCGGGAUACCCACGAGACAUCGAAAUAGUGGAGCAAGUGAAGCAAUUGGAUUUGCUCGUCGGUGGACACACAAACACGUUUCUGUAUCAUGGUGAAGGCUUCCCUAAGGAAAACGUUCGAGAAGGAGACUACCCUACCAUAGUGAACAGAACUGACGGCAGCAGAGGUCUCGUCGUGCAAGACUACUGGUUCGGAAAGUUUCUCGGCUUUUUGCAGGUCAACUUUGACAGCGAAGGAAAAGUUGUAAACUGGACAGGAAAUCCAAUCCUGUUAAACAACUCAGUGGAAGAAGACCAAGGUAUGCUGGACCUCAUAGAAUGCUACAAGGACAACGUGACCAGAGCCAUCAAUGAGGUCAUCGGCCGCUCAAAGGUGGAGCUAGAGCAAGCGGACAAUAUAUGCCGGCUACGCGAGUGUAACCUUGGGAACUUGAUGACGGACGGCUUGUUCGCCUACUACGCGGACAAAAAAAGCAGCGAGCCCAACUUCUGGUCUGACGUCAACGGCGCGAUCUUCAACGGAGGCGGUAUCCGCGCGCCCAUUCCUCAAGCUGCUCCCAUAACGAUGGGCCAUAUAUUGACUACAAUGCCUUUCGGCAUGUCGGUCGUCAUCAUGACACUCAAUGGCUCCGAGCUACGAAGCAUGUUUGAGCACUCAGUCUCUGAGUACAGUUCCCAAAAGAAGCAGGGCCGAUUCUUGCAAGUAUCGGGUAUUCGUGUGACGUAUAACGUGGGGUAUCCUCGUAACUGUCGCGUCGUAUCACUACAAGUCCUGUGCAGAAAGUGCAUGGUGCCUCGAUACCAGGAAGUAAGUGACACCGAGAUCUACCGAAUUGUCACCACUGACUACAUUGCCAGAGGAGGGGAUGGCUAUAACAAAGCAACGAAUGCCACAAGCGGAGGUGAGGAAGAGGUCGAAGUUUGUGUAUAG